AUGGCGGCGAUCGGCCGCGGCCGCUCGCUGAAGAACCUCCGAAUACGAGGGCGGAAUGACAGCGGCGAGGAGAACGUCCCGCUGGAUCUGACCCGAGAACCUUCUGAUAACUUAAGGGAGAUUCUCCAAAAUGUGGCCAAAUUGCAAGGAGUAUCAAAUAUGAGAAAGCUAGGCCAUCUGAAUAACUUCACUAAGCUGCUUUGUGAUAUUGGCCACAGUGAAGAAAAACUGGGUUUUAACUAUGAGGAUAUCAUAAUUUGCUUGCGGUUAGCUUUAUUGAAUGAAGCAAAAGAAGUGCGGGCAGCAGGACUUCGAGCUCUUCGGUAUCUCAUCCAAGACUCCAGUAUUCUGCAGAAGGUGCUAAAAUUGAAAGUGGACUAUUUAAUAGCUAGGUGCAUUGACAUACAGCAGAGCAACGAGGUAGAGAGGACGCAAGCACUUCGAUUGGUCAGAAAGAUGAUUACUGUGAAUGCUUCCUUGUUUCCUAGCUCUGUGGCCAACUCAUUAAUAGCAGUUGGAAAUGAUGGACUUCAAGAAAGAGACAGAAUGGUCCGAGCAUGCAUUGCCAUUAUCUGUGAACUAGCACUUCAGAAUCCAGAGGUGGUUGCCCUUCGAGGUGGACUGAACACCAUCUUGAAAAAUGUGAUUGAUUGCCAAUUAAGUCGAAUAAAUGAGGCUCUCAUAACUACAAUUUUGCACCUUCUUAAUCAUCCAAAGACCCGACAGUAUGUACGAGCUGAUGUAGAAUUAGAGCGAAUUUUAGCACCCUAUACCGAUUUUCACUACAGACAUAGUCCAGAUACAGCUGAAGGACAGCUAAAAGAAGACAGAGAAGCAAGGUUUCUAGCCAGUAAAAUGGGAAUCAUAGCAACAUUCCGGUCAUGGGCAGGUAUUAUUAAUUUAUGUAAACCUGGAAACUCUGGGAUUCAGUCUCUAAUUGGAGUACUUUGCAUUCCAAAUAUGGAAAUAAGGCGAGGUCUCCUUGAAGUGCUUUAUGAUAUAUUUCGUCUUCCUCUACCUGUUGUGACUGAAGAGUUCAUAGAAGCACUGCUCAGUGUAGAUCCAGGUAGAUUCCAAGACAGUUGGAGACUUUCAGAUGGCUUUGUAGCAGCUGAGGCAAAAACUAUUCUUCCUCAUCGUGCCAGAUCCAGGCCAGACCUCAUGGAUAAUUAUUUGGCACUGAUACUCUCAGCAUUUAUUCGUAAUGGACUUUUAGAAGGUUUGGUUGAGGUAAUAACAAACAGUGAUGACCAUAUCUCAGUUAGAGCCACCAUCCUUUUAGGAGAACUUUUACAUAUGGCAAACACAAUUCUUCCUCAUUCACAUAGCCAUCAUUUGCACUGCCUGCCAACCCUAAUGAAUAUGGCUGCAUCCUUUGAUAUCCCUAAGGAAAAGAGAUUGCGAGCCAGUGCAGCUUUGAACUGUUUAAAACGCUUCCAUGAAAUGAAAAAACGAGGACCUAAACCUUAUAGCCUUCAUUUAGAUCACAUUAUUCAGAAAGCAAUUGCAACACAUCAGAAACGAGAUCAGUAUCUCCGAGCUCAGAAAGAUAUAUUUGUUCUUAAGGAUACAGAGGAAGCUCUUCUAAUGAACCUUAGAGAUAGCCAAGUCCUUCAACAUAAAGAGAAUCUUGAAUGGAAUUGGAAUCUUAUUGGGACCAUUCUUAAGUGGCCAAAUGUAAAUCUAAGAAACUAUAAAGAUGAACAGUUGCACAGGUUUGUACGAAGACUACUUUAUUUUUACAAGCCCAGUAGUAAGUUAUACGCCAAUCUGGAUCUGGAUUUUGCCAAGUCCAAGCAGCUCACAGUUGUGGGUUGUCAGUUUACAGAAUUUCUUCUUGAGUCUGAAGAGGAUGGGCAGGGAUACUUAGAAGAUCUAGUAAAGGAUAUUGUUCAGUGGCUCAAUGCCUCUUCUGGAAUGAAACCUGAAAGAAGCCUUCAAAAUAAUGGUUUAUUGACUACUCUCAGUCAACACUACUUUUUAUUUAUUGGAACACUUUCUUGCCACCCUCAUGGCGUCAAAAUGCUGGAAAAAUGCAGCGUAUUUCAAUGUUUACUUAACCUUUGCUCCUUGAAAAACCAAGAUCACUUGCUAAAACUGACUGUUUCAAGCUUGGACUAUAGCAGAGAUGGUUUGGCCAGGGUCAUCCUUUCCAAAAUCUUAACAGCAGCCACUGAUGCCUGCAGACUGUAUGCAACAAAACAUUUAAGAGUAUUAUUGAGAGCUAAUGUUGAAUUCUUCAAUAAUUGGGGAAUUGAAUUACUUGUGACCCAGCUGCAUGAUAAAAACAAAACUAUUUCUUCUGAGGCCCUUGAUAUUCUUGAUGAAGCAUGUGAAGACAAGGCCAAUCUUCAUGCACUUAUUCAGAUGAAGCCAGCUUUAUCUCACCUUGGGGACAAGGGUUUGCUUCUCCUCCUGAGAUUUCUCUCCAUUCCAAAAGGGUUUUCCUAUUUGAAUGAAAGGGGUUAUGUAACAAAACAGUUGGAAAAGUGGCACAAGGAGUAUAAUUCAAAAUAUGUUGACUUGAUUGAAGAACAGCUUAAUGAAGCACUUACCACUUACCGGAAGCCAAUUGAUGGUGACAACUAUGUUCGUCGGAGUAACCAAAGAUUACAGCGUCCUCACGUCUACCUACCUGUACAUCUUUAUGGACAACUGGUACACCACAAAACAGGCUGUCAUUUAUUGGAAGUACAGAAUAUUAUUACGGAACUCUGUCACAAUGUCCGUACACCAGAUUUGGAUAAAUGGGAAGAAAUUAAAAAACUGAAAGCAUCUCUCUGGGCCUUGGGAAAUAUUGGCUCAUCUAAUUGGGGUCUCAAUUUGCUACAAGAAGAAAAUGUGAUUCCAGAUAUACUGAAACUUGCAAAACAGUGUGAAGUUCUUUCAGUCAGAGGGACCUGUGUAUAUGUUCUUGGGCUCAUAGCCAAAACCAAGCAAGGCUGUGAUAUUCUAAAAUGUCACAAUUGGGAUGCUGUAAGGCACAGUCGUAAACAUCUGUGGCCAGUGGUUCCUGAUGAUGUAGAACAACUCUGUAAUGAGCUCUCAUCUGUCCCAAGCACCCUAAGUUUGAACUCGGAGUCAACAAGCUCUAGACAUAAUAGUGAAAGUGAAUCUGCACCAUCAAGUAUGUUCAUCAUGGAGGAUGACCGCUUUGGCAGCAGCUCUACUAGUACAUUUUUCCUCGACAUCAAUGAAGAUGCAGAGCCAGCAUUUUAUGACCGACCUGGACCUAUAAAGGAUAAAAAUCCAUUCCCUUUCUUUGCUUCUAGUAAACUUGUAAAGAAUCGUAUCUUAAAUUCUCUUACUUUGCCUAAUAAAAAACAUCGUAGCAGCAGUGAUCCAAAAGGAGGAAAACUGUCAUCUGAAAAUAAGACAAGCAACAGACGGAUCAGAACACUUACAGAGCCCAGUGUUGACUUUAAUCAUAGUGAUGAUUUCACACCCAUAUCCACAGUACAGAAAACAUUACAAUUAGAAACUUCAUUUGUUGGGAAUAAGCACAUUGAAGACACUGGUAGUACUCCAAGUAUUGGAGAGAAUGACUUAAAAUUCACCAAGAGUCUUGGUACAGAGAAUCACAGAGAAAACACAAGCCGAGAAAAAUUAGUUGUAGAAAGUUCAUCGAGCUCACAUAUGAAGAUACGUAGCCAGAGUUUUAAUACAGAUACUACAACAAGUGGCAUAAGUUCAAUGAGUUCAAGUCCUUCACGAGAGACAGUAGGUGUAGAUGCUACGACUGUGGACACAGACUGUGGAAGUAUGAGUACUGUGGUAAGUACUAAAACUGUUAAGACGAGCCACUAUUUGACGCCACAGUCUAACCAUCUCUCUCUCUCUAAAUCAAACUCAGUGUCCCUGGUGCCUCCAGGUUCUUCUCAUACACUUCCUAGAAGAGCACAGUCCCUUAAAGCACCCUCUAUUGCUACAAUUAAAAGUCUAGCAGACUAUAACUUUAGUUACACAAGUUCUAGAGAUGCCUUUGGCUACGCUACCCUGAAAAGAUUACAGCAGCAAAGAAUGCAUCCAUCCUUAUCUCAUUCUGAAGCUUUGGCAUCCCCAGCAAAGGAUGUGCUGUUUACUGAUACCAUCACCAUGAAGGCCAACAGCUUUGAGUCCAGGUUAACACCAAGCAGGUUCAUGAAAGCUUUAAGUUAUGCUUCGCUAGAUAAAGAAGAUUUAUUAAGUCCUAUUAACCAAAAUACGCUGCAGCGAUCCUCCUCCGUGAGGUCCAUGGUGUCCAGUGCGACAUAUGGUAGCUCAGAUGACUAUAUUGGUCUUGCUCUUCCAGUAGAUAUCAAUGAUAUAUUCCAGGUAAAGGAUAUUCCUUAUUUUCAAACAAAAAAUAUACCUCCACAUGAUGAUCGAGGUGCAAGAGUAUUUGCCCAUGAUGCUGGAGGUCUUCCGUCUGGAACUGGAGGUCUUGUAAAAAACUCUUUUCACUUGCUACGACAGCAGAUGAGUCUUACGGAAAUAAUGAAUUCAAUCCAUUCAGAUGCUUCUCUGUUUUUAGAAAGUACAGAAGACACUGGACUACAGGAACAUACAGAUGAUAACUGCCUUUAUUGUGUCUGUAUUGAAAUUCUGGGUUUCCAGCCCAGUAACCAGCUGAGUGCAAUAUGUAGUCAUUCAGACCUUCAAGACAUUCCAUAUUCUGAUUGGUGUGAGCAGACUAUCCAUAAUCCCUUAGAAGUAGUUCCCUCUAAAUUUUCUGGCAUUUCUGGAUGCAGUGAUGCAGUGUCUCAAGAAGGCUCAGCCAGCAGCACUAAAAGUACCGAAUUGCUACUAGGUGUUAAAACAAUUCCAGAUGAUACACCAAUGUGCCGAAUACUCCUUCGCAAAGAAGUUCUGAGAUUAGUCAUUAAUUUGAGUAGUUCAGUUUCAACUAAAUGUCAUGAAACUGGGCUUUUAACAAUUAAAGAGAAGUAUCCUCAAACAUUUGAUGACAUAUGCCUUUACUCUGAGGUUUCCCAUUUGCUGUCACACUGCACAUUUAGACUUCCAUGUCGGAGGUUCAUACAAGAAUUAUUUCAGGAUGUACAGUUUUUACAAAUGCAUGAAGAAGCAGAGGCUGUCUUGGCAACACCACCAAAGCAACCUAUAGUUGAUACAUCUGCUGAAUCCUGA
Molecule: messenger RNA, 5127 nt
Organism: Rangifer tarandus platyrhynchus (Svalbard reindeer)
Lineage: Eukaryota; Metazoa; Chordata; Mammalia; Artiodactyla; Cervidae
Source: the annotation of a GenBank genome assembly